AUUUGAGUCAGAGAGAGAGACACAAGAUCUGGUCUGAGAGCAAGACUGAGACAAGGAGGCAUUCAAAUAUAAAAUUUGCCUCAAUUUUACGCUUUCCUUUAUUUCUGAAUGGUAAGGAGAAAGUGAGAAGUGAUUCUGCAUAGAAACCAAAAAUAGUUGGAGAGGAGCCUGAAGAAAGACAACUUCUGAAGAGCUUCAGAAACUUGUAUGGAAUCGCUCAGGAUCAAACCAUAAGCCGUUUUCAAUAUUUAUUUCACAUUUUGCAAGUCUCUUUCACUCUUUGACCAUGAGGCACACGUAUCUGCUGAGUCUGGGUCUUCUGUUAGCACUGACACAGAACAUCCUGAUGCAAACACUCUGUGGAUAUGGAUAUAUAAGACGAAAAGGAAAGUGUGUAGAUGACAAUGAGUGUGAAUCUAAUCCAUCCAUUUGUGGAGAAAAUGCAAAUUGCUUCAACACUGAUGGCAGCUACUACUGUCAAUGUGAUGGAGGAUUCACACCAACUCAUAAUUUCACACAAGCAGAUUCGAUUGAAUGCAAAGACAUCAAUGAAUGUGUGGAUGGCAGCACUGAUUGUGGUUCUAAUGCAAAAUGUACAAAUCAUGUAGGAGGUUAUUUUUGCACAUGUGAAACUGGUUACAUUUCCAGCAAUGGAAAAGAGACAUUUAAAGCAAAACAAGGAGUUCAGUGUAUUGACAGAGAUGAAUGCGAUGAUCCCAGUUUUUGUGGAAAACAUGCAGCAUGUCAUAACAGUGCUGGCAGUUUCUACUGCAUCUGUGAUGCAGGAUUCAGACUAAAGUCAGGAGAAACUAACUUCACUGACACAAAUCAACUCUGCGAGAGUGUGUGUGAGAUUGAUAAAUCUAUCUGUGGAGGAGGAGUCUGCAAAAACAGCCCAGACGGCCAUGAAUGUGUGUGCAACUCAGGAUUCACCAACUAUGGUCACAAACAAAUGAAAUGCACAGAGCUUAAUUGUGACGCAUUAUUAAGUAAGAUCGACACAUCCCAGGCACCACCACAACUCGUCUCUUUGUUGACCAGCAACUGUUUGGCAGUGAGCAAGCAGCCUUCUACACAAAGGAAUGGAGAAACAUUUUUGGAGAAAUUUCUGAGUGCUCUAGAUGAUCUGCUUCGUGAUGGCUUACAUGGUGAUAAAGCUAAAGUCUCAGCAAUGUUUAGUAUUGUGGAACGCAUGCUAAAACUAAUAGGACCUCUUCUGUCAAAAAGCCAGACCAGGAGAUCUAACUCUAAAACUGAUGUGGAGAUGUUAGUAAAGAGGGGCAGUUCUCCACCUGAGGGUCAUUUCUUGAUGAAUAUCAGUGGAGCACAAUUGACCUCUAACUGGGACACAGCAACAGGAAAUAAUCACCUUGGCUUUACAACUGCAGCUAUCCUCAGCUACGAAGGUCUGGAGAAAUCACUCAACAGCUAUUUUAACUAUUUAGAGACAAAAGAAAAGCAAACUUUCAAGAUCAAUUCAAAAGUUGUAACUGCCACUGUUAGUAACCAAGAGACAGCUGAGCUAAAGGAGCCAGUAAAUCUCACAUUUUCUCACUUAGAGAAAACGAAUGAGGAGCAUAUCUGUGUGUUUUGGGAUCAUACUCUGGAAGGGGGCGCGUGGUCAACAAAUGGCUGCACUACAGUGAACUCCAGUGCUGAUCAGACCGUCUGCUCCUGUUCUCACCUUAGCAGCUUUGCUGUGCUGAUGGCUCUCUAUGACAUUGGGACAGAAAUGAAUGCAAGGAGGAUCCCAGCUUGUGUGGAAAACAUGCGACGUCAAAACACUAAUGGCAGUUUCUACUGCAUCUGUGAUGCGGGAUUCAGACUAAAGUCAGGAGAAACUAACAAUGACAAACAUGAACUCUGCGAGAAGCUUAACUGUGACACUUUAUUAAGUGAGAGCAAAGCAUCCCAGGCAUCACCAAAGCUUACAAAACUUGUCUCUUUGAUGACCAACAGCUGUCUGGUACUGAGUCAGAGUGAGUCUGUCCAGAAUAAUACACAAGUGGAUGGAGAAAAACUUUUGAAGGAGUUUCUGAGUGAGUUAGAUGAUCUGCCUCAUGGUGGCUUCAGGGGUGAUAAUUAUAUCAUCUCAGCAUUGUUUAGGAUUGUGAUAAUCAUACUAAAACUGAUCGGACAUCUGCUGUCAGCAAGCCGGAUCAGGAAAAUAAGCGCUAAAGCAGAUGUGGAGCUGUUAGUAAAGAGGGGCAGUUCUCCACCUGAGGGUCAUUUCUUGAUGAAUAUCAGUGGAGCACAAAUGACCUCCCACUGGGACACAGCAACACGAGAUACAUACCUUGGCUUUACGAGUGCAGUUCUCCUCAGCUACAAAGGUCUGGAGGAAUCACUCAACUGCUGUUUUAAUCAUUUAGAGACAGAGCAAAAGCAAACUUUCAAGAUCAAUUCAAAAGUUGUAACUGCCACUUUUAGUAACUAUGAGACCAAAACCAAUCUAACGAAACCAGUAAAUCUCACGUUUUCUCACUUGAAGAGAAAGAAUGAGAAACAUAUCUGUGUGUUUUGGGAUCCUGAACUGGAAGGGGGCGCGUGGUCAACACGUGGCUGCAUUACAGUGAGAUCCAGGGCCGAUCAGACCGUCUGCUCCUGUUAUAAGCUCGGCAGUUUUGCUGUGCUGACGGCUCUCUGUGACACUGGGGUCUGUAUGCUUAACUUUUGUCAAAAAGGCAGCUAAUCUUGAGCUUGAUAAUUUACCCUGAUCUUCAAAUUCAAAAGUUUUCAAAAGGACAAACAAGGGACUCAUGAACAGAUUUCAAGCAUUUGUAAACUUUUGAACGUGGUCAUUUUUAUUAAUUAAGCAACUUUU
Molecule: messenger RNA, 2824 nt
Organism: Labeo rohita (rohu)
Lineage: Eukaryota; Metazoa; Chordata; Actinopteri; Cypriniformes; Cyprinidae
Product: adhesion G protein-coupled receptor E2
Exons: 19
Coding region: 287-2692 (801 amino acids)
Biological process (GO): adenylate cyclase-activating G protein-coupled receptor signaling pathway
Molecular function (GO): G protein-coupled receptor activity; calcium ion binding
Source: RefSeq, a predicted model, not a curated record